AUGGAGGAGGACGUCCCUCAUCCUCCACAGAUGGAGCAAGCCGUUGAUGAUAUUCAUGAUACUUCUGCACAUGCUGAUGACGUUGAUGAGUCUGAUGAUGUUGAUGAGUCGGAUGAUGCUGAUCGUGGAUCAUUAAAGGUAAUUACUCACAGAUUGAAACUGAAGAAGUUUGCCGAAGUUCCUAUGCCAGCUCCUGUAGAGCAUUGGAUUCAGGAAUCUAGGCUGAUGCAUCUAUCUUCAGGCUACCUCACUAUGGCUGAUGCUGGUUUGAUAUUUGCAUUUGUUGAAAGAUGCUGUCUCAUUCAAACUAACCAGUUUGAGUGUGCGGCUAGAACGUAUCUGUUGCAUUUAGUUGACUGUACUAUUUUCGCCGAUAAAACACAUAUGUGUGUUGAUGCGAAAUACAUUACUCUUUUUAUUGAUUUACAUCGUUGUCGACACUACUCGUGGGCUUCCGCGACAUUGGUUUUCCUUUAUGACAACCUGGGAGAUGGAGCUGUCCACGACACUCGACAGUGUUGGAUUUACGAGCACUUCCCUAGGAUCUGUGGAUUGAUGUCAUAUCGUCGGAGACUUGAUGCAUUGUUGCUCGAGGAUGUAGUGUUUACACCAUAUGAUGAUGAUCGAGCUAAUCAUCCGUUUGUAUCGAUUUCGAUGUUUUCUGGAUAUCUUCGAUGUGGUGGAGUCUUAAUCCCAUAUUUUCCAGAACGAUGUCUUCGACAGUUUGGUCGUAUUCAAUGCAUUCCGUGUGACGUUCCUCCGAUGCCGGACAAUAUAGAUUGGGUCUGGCAGUGUACUAUGAGAUCAUCUGUAGAGACCUUUCAGAGACUAUAUCCUGUUGCGACUUUUCCUGGAGAGGUCAUUGCAGACUACUAUGCAUGGUACAUUAGUGUUUCACAUCCUCUGAUUCUCCCUCCAUCCACUGUUGCACCUUCAAGUCCACAUACUACUAUUGCUGCACAUAUUGGUCCAUCAUUUUCUGCACAUGUUGGUAGAUACCGUAAAGACCGUAGAGCAGCUGAGCUUGCACAUAGGGCCUUAGAUAUGGUAACACCAUUUAGUGAGAUUCAUGACAUAUUAAGUGAAUUAUGUCGCUUGUAUGACGAUUAA
Cicer arietinum (chickpea) is the source of this 1110-nucleotide messenger RNA. Lineage: Eukaryota; Viridiplantae; Streptophyta; Magnoliopsida; Fabales; Fabaceae. The record is from RefSeq and is a predicted model, not a curated record.